This is a messenger RNA of Populus trichocarpa (black cottonwood), 3195 nucleotides long. RefSeq names its product ethylene receptor 2. The record is from RefSeq and is a predicted model, not a curated record. Gene Ontology annotation, molecular function: phosphorelay sensor kinase activity; ethylene receptor activity; protein binding. Gene Ontology annotation, biological process: response to ethylene; phosphorelay signal transduction system. NCBI's taxonomy places the organism in Eukaryota, Viridiplantae, Streptophyta, Magnoliopsida, Malpighiales, Salicaceae. The coding region runs from base 727 to 3033 and encodes 768 amino acids. Gene Ontology annotation, cellular component: endoplasmic reticulum; endoplasmic reticulum membrane. The transcript is spliced from 3 exons.
AAACAACGGCGGGGACGGUUCACUUUAGUCUCUCUCUCUCUAGAAGCGUUUUCUUUUCUUUUUUAUUUUUUUUCUUCGUUUCAAAUUUGCUUUACAUCCAGCUACAGAGUGCUGUUUUUUCUCCCUCUCUAUCUCCCUCUGCACGAAAGAGAAGGGAUUUUUAUUCUAUUUUCUUAGGUCUUCAUAUACACAUAACCUAGUACAGUUUGUGCAAAACCAGUUGGUGGUUUUGGGUCUAUUGAGUGUCUAUCUCCCCCUCUCUCUCUCUAUUUUUUUUUCUUUCAUUUUUUCCAAGAGAGAGAAAAAAACACUGUUGGAGUUUGGUGGUACAAGGUUUUGCUUCUACUAUAAAAAGAUGAUGUAUUGCUUGGAUUGGUUUCCCAUACAUAAAAUGUGUAACUGCAGAUUUCAGCUCUUCCUGUCUCUUUAAGUAUAAGUGUAUGACCAUAUAACUUUCUGUGUAUGCUUCUAUGCCACUGCAUGUUAGAGAUCAGUAAAGAAGAUCUAUAUGACCGUAUAACUUUCUGUGUAUGCUUCUAUGCCACUGCAUGUUAGAGAUCAGUAAAGAAGAUCUAUCUGGGUUUCUUAAGGAAAUGAGAAUUGAAGCUGGAGAUGUUUGAUUUCUAUAGUUAAAGGCAGCUCUUUUGCAAAAAAAAUUUGUAAAAAAGAGAAAGAUUCAAACUUGUUGAGCUCAUAAAUGGAUUGAGAUAGAGGGAGCAGCCCAUUAUGGCCGCAAUGUUAAAAGCAUUAGCUCCUGGGCUGCUGUUGAUUUUUUUAUUCCUGAUAUCAGCAUCUGCGAACGACAACGAAUUUUCACGAUGUAAUUGUGAAGAUGAGGGCAGUUUAUGGAGCAUAGACAGUAUUCUUGAGAGCCAAAGAGUGAGUGAUUUCUUGAUUGCUGUGGCCUAUUUUUCAAUCCCUAUUGAGCUGCUGUACUUCGUUAGCUGCUCAAAUGUCCCAUUUAAAUGGGUUCUCUUUGAGUUCAUUGCUUUCAUUGUUCUAUGUGGAUUGACCCAUUUGAUCAAUGGCAUGACCUAUGGCCCCCACACAUUUCAGCUUAUGCUUGCCCUAACUGUCUUCAAGAUAUUAACUGCUCUGGUUUCUUGUGCCACUGCGAUUACUCUUUUCACUCUCAUUCCUUUGCUUCUCAAAGUGAAGGUGAGAGAAUUCAUGUUGAAGAAGAAGGCAUGGGAUCUUGGUCGUGAAGUUGGGAUUAUAAUGAAACAGAAAGAAGCUGGGUUGCAUGUUCGAAUGCUUACUCAAGAGAUUCGAAAAUCGCUUGAUAGACAUACGAUUCUGUAUACUACCCUUGUUGAGUUAUCAAAGACAUUGGGGUUGCAAAAUUGUGCUGUUUGGAUGCCUAAUGAAAUCAGAACCCAGAUGGACUUGACUCAUGAGUUAAAUAGAGGUAAUUAUUUGAGUUCAGAUAAUCUUUCAAUUCCAAUCACUGAUCCUGAUGUUCUUAGGAUUAAACAAAGUGAAGCAGUAAACAUGCUUAGGCCUGACUCUGCACUUGCUGCUGCAAGCCAUGGGGAGUCUGGUGAGCCAGGGCCUGUAGCUGCAAUUCGAAUGCCGACACUUCGUGUCUGCAAUUUCAAAGGAGGGACUCCUGAGAUAAUUGAGGCCUGUUAUGCAAUAUUGGUGUUGGUUCUCCCAGGUGGACAACCCAGAUCUUGGACCAACCAGGAAGUAGAGAUAAUUAAGGUGGUAGCUGAUCAGGUGGCUGUGGCUCUCUCCCAUGCUGCAGUUCUUGAAGAGUCCCAGCUUAUGAGGGAGAAGUUGGAGGAGCAAAACCGAGCUCUACAACAGGCCAGAAAGAAUGCAAUGAUGGCAAGCAAAGCUAGGGGUGCAUUUCAGAAGGUAAUGAGUGAUGGGAUGAAGAGGCCAAUGCAUUCGAUCUUGGGUUUGAUUUCAAUGAUACAGGAUGGGAAUUUGAGUGGUGAGCAACGAAUUAUUGUUGAUGCAAUGAUGAGGACUAGCAAUGUCCUAUCAACGUUGAUAAAUGAUGUGAUUGAAAUUUCAACAAAGGAUAGUGGAAGAUUUCCAUUGGAGAUUAGAUCUUUUGGGUUACAUGCCAUGAUCAAAGAAGCAGCUUGCCUUGCCAAAUGCUUGUGUGUUUAUAGGGGCUUUUGUUUUUCAAUUGAGGUUGACAAGUCCCUGCCGGAUCAUGUUAUGGGCGAUGAAAGGAGGGUUUUUCAGGUGAUUUUACAUAUGGUUGGGAACCUACUUGAUCACAACAAUGGAGGAGGGUCUGCAGUGCUUCGGGUUUUCUCUGAGAAUGGAAGUCAGGAGAGGAAUGAUCAGAAAUGGACAGCGUGGAGGCAAAGCAUUUCUGAUGGGGAUGUAUAUAUCAGAUUUGAAUUUGCAAUAAACAGUAGUGUUUCUGAGUCAGAGGGCUCAACUUCAAUGUCGCAACUUAGUGGUAAGAGGUAUGCCAGUGACGGUGUUGAGGAGGGCUUGAGCUUCAGCAUCUGCAAAAAGCUGGUCCAUUUGAUGCAGGGUAAGAUCUGGAUGGUGCCCAAUUCUCAAGGCCUUGCUGAAAGCAUGGGGUUUGUUCUUCGGUUUCAGCUUCGACCAUCCAUAUCAAUAGCCAUCUCUGAAUCUGGAGAAUCCUCAGAGCACCCACAUUCCAACUCUCUGUUCAGAGGUUUGCAGGUUCUAUUAGCUGAUGCUGAUGAUUUGAACAGAGCUGUGACUCGGAGGCUGCUUGAGAAGCUAGGUUGCAGUGUUGCUACUGUUUCAUCUGGGUUUGACUGCCUUAGUGCUAUUGGUCCAGCUGCAUCUUCUUUCCAAAUAGUUCUUUUGGAUCUUCAGAUGCCUGAGUUGGAUGGAUUUGAAAUUGCUGUGAGAAUCCGGAAGUUUAGAAGUCGAAGUUGGCCUUUGAUCAUUGCCUUGACAGCAAGUUCUGAUGACGAAGUGUGGGACAAAUGCAAGCAGAUUGGAAUCAAUGGAGUCAUUCGGAAACCAGUUGUUCUACAAGGAAUUGCCAAUGAGCUACGAAGAGUCGUGCUUCUGGCAAACAAGGCUGUUUGAUGACACUUGCGCAAGACACAAAACUGCUGUAGCUUUGAUUCUUUCAGAGCAGUUUGGGGGUCGCAAUUGAAUAGCCAGCCAAUCGUCUAGUAUAGAGAUGGUUACAUAUACAACAUUUACAGUUACAACGAUAUACAAAAUUAGCUCGCCAUUUUCUUGAUU